This is a messenger RNA of Aureobasidium namibiae CBS 147.97, 1512 nucleotides long. RefSeq lists its product as uncharacterized. The record is from RefSeq and is a predicted model, not a curated record. NCBI's taxonomy places the organism in Eukaryota, Fungi, Ascomycota, Dothideomycetes, Dothideales, Saccotheciaceae. Bases 1 to 1512 code for a protein of 503 amino acids. The transcript is spliced from 2 exons.
AUGGCUGACCGUAACGCGAAGCCCUCUGCCGACGAAGCUGCCUACAACUUCGCGCUCGUGGCCUACAAACAUGGGCUAGACCAAGACACAUACACCGAUCGCCUUCUAAAAGUCCGCAACAUCGGACGCAACAGUCUCGAAACAGAGACUACCAAAGGUACCGAGAUUGGAGUGCCCGAUCUGGCUCCAACCGUAGCAGAGCUUGACAUCCCUGACAACUUUGCCAAUGUCGUCCUGUGGGUCGGUAUGCGCCCCGAAGACGCCGAAAGAUACCAGGCCAAACAGUCAAGAAAGACUACCGCGGCCAACGAAGACGACGAAGAAACCGAGCCUCCUACACCAGGCGCAUCCGUGGCUCCCAAGAAGACUGGUCUGAGUGUCAGCAACAUCAACACACCAACCGUUCUUGAGAGUGACCCUGAAGCUCUUCGUGUUGUUCUUGAGUUGAAGGCUGGAAGUGGCCAGAGACAGUUCUUCGUUCUGGUCAACCCAGACGCUGACGGCCUUUGCGACACCUACAAGAUCAAGAAGGAGAGCGUCUUCUUCUUCAAACAAUUCAGAGAUGACAACCAGGGUGUCGUAGAGAAUCGUCGUACCGGAUGGCCCAAACUUGCCCAGCAACAUGUCGAUCGUAUCCUCAACACCGGCCCUGAGACUACCACCAAGAAAAAGAAGUCUUCGCCGCAGGACAUCGAGGUCCCCGCUCCCAUGAAUCUUGCCAACGACCUUGCCUCGCUGGCUGUCCUGUAUGACAACACCAGUCGGAAUGGUGAAAAAGUCGGACCUCUUCAGCAGAUCCUUGAUCUGCUCCUUGCCGUGGACAACGGUGACGCCAGAUAUGCGCCUCCAGUUCAGAAUGCAGCACUGUGCACCAUCCUGGCCAUCACCAAGGCGUUCAGUCAGGAGCAUGCCAGACAAGCAAAGGAGGAGAUUGAAGCAAUGUGGCCCGCUCUCCUGGAACUCAACAUCACCGUUCAGGAUAUGACCAGCCUCGGUAACGCCCUUCGCGCGGCCGAUCUCACCAUCGAGCACCGCCUUGUGCGUUUCUUCCUUGUCUGUUUUGUGGACAUUCUCCAUUCAACCAUCCAGCAUCCAGAUGAGGAGUCUUGCGUCCUUUGGGCCAAGGAGGCUCAUAGGCUCGCUCGACUCGCAGUCGGCAGUCCUGACAAGGAGCCUCGUGAAGUCAAGAACAGAGACUUCAUCACCUACGUCGACGCUCUGACUCACACCAUGAAGAGCCUGCUAAAGAGAAUGGAUCUGCAUACUCAGGCUCUCAGCAAAUCACAGGGUAGUGGUGCUGUGCCUCACGAUAUCGACAGUAUCUGGGAGCGUUUCAAGGCCAAGCCUGACCUGGACUCGGCUAUUCUGGCCGCAACAUCAUACCACAGAUACAAUGUUGCCCAGAUCAUGCUUCGCGACAAGGACAUUUCUGAGCGCUUGGAGAAGAUUGUUGCUCAACUUGAGGAGAUGAGUGUGGGCCUUAAGGAACUGGACGAUGAAGAAGACGAUUGA